This is a messenger RNA of Bombyx mori (domestic silkworm), 5430 nucleotides long. RefSeq lists its product as uncharacterized. Gene Ontology annotation, biological process: DNA integration. The coding region runs from base 1 to 5430 and encodes 1809 amino acids. The record is from RefSeq and is a predicted model, not a curated record. Lineage: Eukaryota; Metazoa; Arthropoda; Insecta; Lepidoptera; Bombycidae. The transcript is spliced from 2 exons. Gene Ontology annotation, molecular function: nucleic acid binding.
AUGCCGAUAACGCGGUCAACAGGAAGAGGACGAAUCGAAACUAAACAAUCGCCGCCCUCAGAAACCACAGCUACAGCACAGAGCGUGUGGACAGAAACAGCCGCGAAUACCGUAAUGAGUCUGGUAGCCCCCACAACAGAAUCAUCGUGCGCAACAGCCAACAUGGAAGCCACGACGAAAGUCGCAGAGAAACCUGGGAACUCAAAAACAGAGGCCGUCAAACAGUAUAUAGCCAAACAGAAUGACGUGCCAACAAAACAGCGCGCCGGUACAGUCAAAAGUGACCGGUCGCGAAACAGAAAAGAACAGAAGAUAGCCAAAGCUAGAGAAGAGCUCGCCCGCCUACAAGUGGAAUUGGCAGCCACCCGACUGGCCACGCUCGAAGCUGGAUCUGAUGACGAAAACAGCGAAUCAGAAUACAACUUCUCAGAUCUAACCGCAGCAAUAACACUCGCCGUCAAAGCCGCCCGCGAACCAAGAUACACAGAAUUGCCAUUCUUUAAUGGAAAUCACCAAGAUUGGCUAUCCUUUCGUGCAGCCUAUCACGAGACGAUGAAUUCAUUUACAAAAACAGAAAAUAUAAACAGACUCAGAAGGAGCCUGAAAGGAAGGGCAAAGGAAGCCGUUGACGGAUUACUUAUAACGAACGCUGAUCCGUCCGACGUCAUAAGAAGUCUAGAAGCGCGAUUCGGAAGACCGGAAACAAUAGCCAUAACGGAGUUAGACACGCUACGAGCGCUGCCAAGACUAACAGAAACACCAAGAGACAUUUGUAUAUUCUCCAGUAAGGUGACCAACGCCGUAGCUACGCUUCGUGCAUUAAAUUGCACACAUUAUUUAUAUAAUCCGGAAACUACCAAAACAAUGUUAGAAAAACUCACACCAACACUACGUUACCGAUACUACGACUUCACCGCGGUACAACCGAAGGAGGAUCCGGAUCUGAUUAAAUUUGAAAAAUUCAUGAAAAGAGAAGCCGAACUGUGCAGCCCUUAUGCACAGCCCGAACAGGCGGGGCACUACUCGCAGCCCGCACAACACAACAGACGCACACAGAACGUGCACAUAGUCAGUGAGAAGCCAUCACGAGCUAAAUGUCCGGUAUGUAGCAACACUGAACACACCACAACAGACUGCUACAUAUUCAAGAAGGCAGACUCAAACACAAGAUGGGACAUCGCUAAGAAUAAACACUUGUGUUUCCGAUGUCUCAAGUAUAGAAAUAAAACCCACCACUGUAAACCGAAGACGUGUGGCAUUAAUGAUUGCAAAUAUACUCACAACAAGAUGCUACACUUCGACAGAAAAAUUGAAAAAACAGACAACAGUGACAAGAAAACAACAGAGAACAUUAAUUCCGCUUGGACCGGAAAACAGAAACAGUCCUAUUUGAAAAUAAUCCCAGUCCAAGUACAAGGACCGAUAGACACGGUUGAUACAUACGCGCUGCUCGACGAUGGAUCAACGGUAACACUGAUAGACGAAAUCAUCUGCAAGAAGACUGGAAUAACAGGACCAAUCGAUCCGUUACACAUACAGGCGAUUAACAACAUAAAAUCAACGGAAACAAGGUCAAGAAGAGUCAACCUCACGCUCAGAGGCCUCAACAGUCGAAAAGAAAUAAUACAAGCGAGAACAGUUAACGACCUACAAGUAACAGAACAAAAAAUACCAAAGGAACAGAUAGAUGAGUAUUCGCACCUACGAGACAUCAGUGACAUCAUCACGUAUGAGAACGCGAAACCUGGAAUCCUGAUUGGCCAAGACAACUGGCACAUGUUACUAACUUCGAAAGUUAGACGAGGCAACAGGAAUCAGCCAAUAGCGUCACUGACACCUCUAGGCUGGGUAUUGCAUGGAGGUCGCACUCGUACCCUAGGCCACCACAUAAACUACAUAAAUCAUGCUAGCGAAACCCAGGAAGAUGAUAAAAUAGAAAAUCUGGUAAAACAGUAUAUCGCUAUGGAUGCGCUAUGCAUCACACCAAGAAGACCAAAAACAGACCCAGAGGAACAGGCGCUUCACAUCCUCAACAGAAAUACAGUCCACACAGCAGAUGGAAGAUACGAAACUGCUCUGCUCUGGAAAACAGAUAAUGUCAGUCUACCAGACAACUACAAUAACUCGUUAAAGCGACUGAUAAAUAUAGAAAACAAACUUGAUCGUAAUCCGGAACUGAAACAGAAAUACACAGAACAGAUGGAAGCACUCGUCGCGAAAGGCUACGCCGAGCCCGCUCCAAAAACAAAAACAGAGAACAGAACGUGGUAUCUACCUCACUUCGCCGUCGUGAACCCCCUGAAGCCGGAAAAACUCCGAGUCGUCCACGACGCCGCCGCCAGAACAAGAGGGGUAGCUUUAAAUGAUAUGCUGCUUAAGGGACCGGACCUACUCCAAUCACUACCAGGAGUGAUAAUGCGAUUUAGACAGCAUAAUAUAGCAGUAACAGCAGACAUAAAGGAGAUGUUCAUGCAAGUGAAAUUGAGACAUGAAGACAGAGACGCGCUCCGCUAUCUCUGGCGCAAAGAUCGCCGAGAUGACAAGCCCCCAGAAGAAUACAGAAUGACCUCGUUGAUCUUCGGUGCGUCAAGUUCUCCUUCCACAGCAAUAUAUGUAAAGAACUUGAACGCCCAGAAACAUGAAGCCACGCACCCGGAGGCGGCAGCCGCAAUACAGAACAAGCACUACGUAGACGACUACUUGGACAGCUUUAAAACUUUAAAAGAUGCAGUACGCAUAACAACAGACGUUCGUCGUAUACACGAAAAAGCUCAUUUUGAAUUAAAACAGUGGAAGUCAAACUCGCCGAGCCUACUUGAAACCCUUGGUGAAAACGAAAAUGGAAAUCAAGUGGAACUGUACAAGCCUGAAGAAAAAACUGAACGAGUACUCGGGCUCAUAUGGAAAACAGAAAAGGACGUGCUUACCUUCGACCUCAAUCUGACAAGAAUACCUCCACCGCUCGUCGAAGGCAAGAACCCGACCAAGAGAGAAGCACUAAAAGUCGUAAUGUCGUUAUUCGACCCGCUAGGCUUCGUGUCCCCAGUCACAAAUAGAGCAAAACAACUUCUGCAAGAAGUGUGGCGGCGAGGAACAUCAUGGGACGAUGAAAUAGAUAACGACCUGUCGACACACUGGCAGGCCUGGGUGAAGCAGCUGAGAAACCUGCACAAUAUAGCCAUCCCAAGAUGUUACUUAAACUACAGCGACACGACCACAUUACAGCUACACGUCUUCACCGACGCAAGUGAAUCCGCCUACGCUGCAGCACUAUACUGGCGAACGAUAAGUCCGAAUAAUAGAAUCGACGUGUCACUGAUUAUGAGCAAAGCAAAGGUAGCGCCCCUGAAACUCACUUCUAUACCGAGACUGGAACUACAAGCCGCCGCUCUCGGAGCACGCCUCGCUGAAGCUGUAAUAGCGGAACACGACAGAAAGCCGGAUUCGAAGACCUUCUGGACCGACAGUAAGACAGUAUUAACAUGGAUAAGAACGGGAUCACGCUCGUACAAACCAUACGUCGCCCACCGCCUGGCUGCUAUAGAAGAUAGUUCAACAGUAAACGAGUGGCGAUGGGUACCCACGAAGCAUAACGUGGCCGACGACGCAACUAGAGACGUGCCAAUAUCGUUCGACAACGAACACAGAUGGUUCAGAGGACCGGAAUUCCUACACCAGCAAGAAGAAUCCUGGCCUACGGAAUCAGCAACAGCAACAAUAGAACCGACAGGUGAAGAAAAGAUACAUCACACGAUCGCCGUCAACCUUAAAAACAGACUAACUGAAGGUUUACCAGACGUAUCCCGGUUCUCGAAUUGGGAAAGACUCCGAUACACCACAGCCAGAGUCCUACAGUUUAUACAACUUUGUAGGCGCAGAACAGAACAGGUACACCAUAGAAAAAACAAAAGAAACAAAGAAGCAGACCCCGCGUGGGCCGAACGUAAACAACGAACAAUGGUUUCGCCGAAAUCCUUUAAAACCAAAACGGAAGAUAGAAAAUACCAUCCGAUCUCAGCUGAAACAUUGAAAACGGCCGAGAAACUGCUUAUGCGCGCGACACAAGAAGAAAGCUUCGCUCAAGAAAUCAAGGACAUCCAACAACGAGGAGGCGUGAACCAGAAUAGCCGCCUCCACAAACUCAGUAUUGUAUAUGAGAACGGAUACCUACGAAUACGAAGCCGUAUCGAAGCAGCAGAACGAAUACCAACAGAAAUAAAGAGCCCGGUGAUCCUGGACGGAAACCACCUCACAACUAAGUUGUGGAUAAAAUAUAUUCAUCACAGAUUACAUCAUGCUGGAGUCGAAGCUACAAUUAACGAGUGUCGUCAGCAAUACUGGAUAGUGCGUAUACGCCCAGUGACUCGCACCAUAGUAAACAAAUGCCUACAAUGCAGAAUGAAGACACAGAUACCGUCGUAUCCGAGGACCGGAGAUCUACCACCGUGCCGUCUAGCCCAUCACAAAAGACCAUUCACUUUCACGGGAGUUGAUUACUUCGGUCCGCUAACAGUCACAGUCGGACGAACCAACCAAAAGCGAUACGUAGCAAUAUUCACUUGUCUAACAAUACGAGCCAUACAUCUUGAAAUAGCCGCAUCACUAAACACCCACUCUCCGGUGAUGGCGCUCCGAAGAAUGAUAGCACGACGAGGUUGUCCGACGCAGAUAUGGUCGGACAACGGCACCAACUUAAAAGGAGCAGACAGAGAACUACGCCGAGCCAUCGACGGUGCAACCGCAAAGGAAGCAGCGAACAGAACGAUCUCCUGGAGAUUCAUCCCACCCGGAGCACCGUUCAUGGGAGGUGCCUGGGAAAGGAUGGUGCGCUCGGUAAAGGUCGCGUUAACGGCAACACUCCAUGAACGAAGUCCAACGGAGGAAGUGCUCUCGACGUUAUUAGCUGAAAUAGAAUAUACGGUAAACAAUCGGCCUUUGACUCACGUUUCGGUCAGCGUGGACGACCCCGAAGCCCUAACCCCGAACCACUUACUACUAGGCGGGCCGGGGCGAGUACCAACACCAGGGACAUUUGAUGAAAGAGACACAUUGACGCGAAACAGUUGGAGAGCGGCACAACGACUCGCUGACCUGUUUUGGACGAGGUGGGUUAGAGAGUAUCUCCCCGAGCUGCAGCACCGGCGGGAGCCUCAUGGCCGAGGCAUCCCCGUGAAAAACGGAGAUUUAGUCCAGCUUGUGGACAACAACUUGCCACGAAACACAUGGGUGCGAGGAAAAGUGAUCGCGACGUAUCCAGGACCCGACAACGUGGUGCGCACCGUAGAUAUCAGAACCAAAGGGGGAGUUCUACGGAGACCAGUGCGAAAACUAGUGAUCCUGCCCAUAGAAGACGACCAUCCUGCACCGAGAAGAAAUGCGACGGACUCGCACGGCGGGAGUAAUGUGCAGGACGAAAUCGAUUUUAAAUAG